Molecule: messenger RNA, 2544 nt
Organism: Lolium rigidum
Lineage: Eukaryota; Viridiplantae; Streptophyta; Magnoliopsida; Poales; Poaceae
Product: serine/threonine-protein kinase CTR1-like
Exons: 15
Coding region: 1-2283 (760 amino acids)
Biological process (GO): protein phosphorylation
Molecular function (GO): protein kinase activity; ATP binding
Source: RefSeq, a predicted model, not a curated record
AUGCCGCACCGCCGCCGCCUCCACGCGCUCGCGCCACCGCUGCCCCCGGCCCACACCGCCUUCGACCUCGCCGACCCCGACGCGCGGCUGCCGCUCCUCGCCGACUACGCGCGCCUCAAACCCGUCGACGUCCCCGCCGCGCCGCCGUCCACGCACUGGAGCGCCGGGAGCAGCGCCUUCACCAGCAGCAGCACCGAGCCAGCGACCGCCUCCACCGCCACGGCCACGGUCUCCUCGCAGGCGCCGCCUUCGACUGCGGGCGGUGGCGGCGGGAGGGAUGACACGUGGGUCCAACGCUCCAGGGAGAGCUACUACCUGCAGCUGUCCUUCGCCGUCCGCAUCACCUCCGAGGCCUUCCUCGCCGGCGUCCCGCCUGAGCUCCUCCUACACCGCCUCGGCCCCAGCGAAGAACAGCCGGAACAGCCCGCCGAUGCCGCCGCCGUCUCCUACCGGCUCUGGGUGAACGGGUGCCUGCCGUGGGGCGACAAGAUCGCGCACGGGUUCUACAACAUCAUGGGGAUCGACCCGCACCUGUGGGCGAUGUGCAACGCCGACGAGGACGAAGGCCGCCGGCUGCCCACGCUGGCCGCGCUGCGGGAGGUGGACGCUAGCGACCAGUCGUCGCUGGAGGUGCUGCUCGUCGACAAGUGCGGCGACUCCGUGCUCGUCGACCUCGAGCGACGCGCGCUCGACCUCCACCGAGCCCUCGGCUCCACGCUCGACUUCGUCCGCCGUCUCGCCGUCCUCGUCUCCGACCAGAUGGGGGGUGCACUGAGGUCGGAGGACGGGGACCUGUACAUGCGGUGGAAGGCGGUCAGUAAGCGGCUGAGGAAGCAGCAGAAGAGCGUCGUCGUCCCCAUCGGCCGCCUUUCCAUCGGCUUCUGCAGGCACCGUGCUAUUCUGUUCAAGGAGCUGGCAGAUUUCGUCGGCCUGCCAUGCCGGAUUGCGCAAGGCUGCAAGUACUGCUCCGCGCCUCACCGAUCAUCAUGCCUCGUCAAAAUCGACGAGAGAAGAUAUACCAGGGAGUACGUCGUGGACCUCGUCGUUGUGCCAGGGAGCAUCUCCAAUCCAGACUCCUCCAUCAACGGGCAGCUGCUCUCCUCUGUGUCUUCGCCUUUCAAGACUUCUUGCACAGCAGGUUUGGCAAACUAUAUCACACCGGUCGCAACAAGGAAUCGUCCGGUAGAUGAUGAUCAUUGCAAUUCGAUAUUCUCAAAUUCCCAGUAUUCAGUUGCAGGGGACAAGAACUCUAUUCAAGCAGCCGCCGUGGAAGGUGCGGUCUCGAAAUGCGGCCAGGUCAUGCAGAAUGACAACUGCAACAACAUGUCAGUGUUUCAAGUAUCAAAGCAGUUGAAGGCGAUGGAGGUCGGUGCCGAGAUACUAGUCAAUAAGGAGAACAUCCCUGGUGUUGCAAUCCCGAAACGCCUGAUCGUUGAGCCCUCUUUCGCCAUGGAUUGGCUUGAGAUAUCAUGGGAUGAGCUUGACCUCAAGGAACGCGUAGGCGCUGGUUCAUUUGGUACCGUUUAUCGAGCUGACUGGCACGGUUCUGAUGUUGCAGUCAAAGUGCUUACAGACCAGGAUGUUGGCGAAGCUCAGCUUAAGGAAUUCCUGAGAGAGAUCUCUAUCAUGAAACGAGUUCGCCAUCCAAAUGUGGUAUUGUUCAUGGGUGCAGUGACAAAAUGCCCACAUUUGUCGAUAGUAACCGAGUAUUUGCCUCGAGGGAGCCUCUUCCGUCUCAUCAACAAAGCGGCUAGUGGAGAAUUGCUCGAUCUACGGCGUCGCUUGCGCAUGGCAUUAGAUGUUGCAAAAGGUAUCAACUAUCUCCACUGCCUGAACCCUCCUAUUGUACAUUGGGAUCUGAAGACACCAAACAUGCUGGUGGAUAAGAACUGGUCCGUGAAGGUAGGUGACUUUGGCUUGUCCAGAUUCAAGGCUACCACCUUCAUAUCGUCCAAAUCAGUCGCUGGAACACCAGAAUGGAUGGCGCCAGAGUUUCUCCGUGGCGAACCAUCCAACGAGAAAUGUGAUGUGUACAGUUUCGGUGUGAUCUUAUGGGAGCUCCUGACAAUGCAGCAACCAUGGAGCGGCCUAGGCCCCGCACAAGUAGUAGGAGCAGUUGCAUUCCAAAACAGAAGGCUCCCUAUCCCACAAGAUACCAUUCCAGAACUAGCUGCUCUUGUUGAAUCCUGUUGGACUGAUGAUCCAAGGCAGCGCCCUCCAUUUUCGAGCAUUGUGGAUACCCUGAAGAAGAUACUCAAGUCAAUGAUCGGAACCGGUUCAUGAAGAGUCCCGCAGAUUCUUGGCUGACCCUUUUUUUUUUGUUCACUUCGUUCUAUGGGUUGAUGCUAAUCCACGGCAAGGAAAUGGCAAGGAAUAAGACAGUUGGUUCACUCAAGGCAUAUAGGCCUCGACACAGCCCACAUCUGUUUCCUUCUCCCUUCUCAUGCAGAAACAAAUAAAAUCAAUUGUUUUGUUGCUCCUCUGUUGCCCAACAUGCCCUAUGUACAGUGAUUUUUGCUACUAACUGAAAUUCUCAUGGCUGGG